AUGGAUCUUCCCCCACCCGCACAGCCUGUGCAGCAAGAUGCUGCUGUUCCAAACCCAGCAGACCCUUGUUUCCCUGUCGAGCUCCAGCAGAUGCUUCUGCAGCGCAUUGCUGGUACCGGUCGACCAGCUCCCCUCAUCUUCAAGAGCUCUUGA
Molecule: messenger RNA, 153 nt
Organism: Aureobasidium namibiae CBS 147.97
Lineage: Eukaryota; Fungi; Ascomycota; Dothideomycetes; Dothideales; Saccotheciaceae
Exons: 3
Coding region: 1-153 (50 amino acids)
Source: RefSeq, a predicted model, not a curated record